Messenger RNA from Cordyceps fumosorosea ARSEF 2679, 207 nucleotides. RefSeq lists its product as hypothetical. The record is from RefSeq and is a predicted model, not a curated record. The transcript has a single exon. The coding region runs from base 1 to 207 and encodes 68 amino acids. Lineage: Eukaryota; Fungi; Ascomycota; Sordariomycetes; Hypocreales; Cordycipitaceae.
AUGGCCAUCGCGACGAUAAAAGUCUGCACGAGUCCGUUCGAGUACGCUCUCACAACAUCGUCGAGAUACUGGCUUGGAACGUGCCCUGACAAGUCCGCAGCGCCGCUGCUCAGAAUCUCGGCAGGAUCCAAGUCGGGCAGUGUCGUGCGGAUAUCCAGCACCAGCUUGUUGGCAAAGGCCGUCUGGCCGACAGCAACAAAUAGCUAG